AUGUCCACUGGCAAGCCCCUUGAAAAAGGGGACGAAGCCCUUGCAAAAGGGACACCCCUUGAGAAAGGGAACAAAGCCCUUGCAAAAGGGACACCCCUUGAGAAAGGGAACAAAGCCCUUGCAGAAGCCAAGUGCCAGGAGCUGAAGGACAAGCUGAUGAAGAGCCUCAAAAAGGGGAAGCUUGGUCCCAGGCUGGAAACUGGCACAUCCCUUGAGAAAGGGACAGCUGCAAGCAGCAGCAAUGCUGCACCCCUUGAAAAAGGGAAAAAUAAACUUCUUGAAAAAGAGGAGGCAACAGCCCUUGAAAAAGGGCAAUUCCUUGAAAAAGGAAAUGUUGCCAAAAAGGACACUGUGCUGGUCCAGGACCUCAUGGCCCUGCAGAAGCUCCUUGACAAAGGAGUGGAGGUGCAUGUGCUCUCCUUCUGUGGGGCCAAGCAAAUCCCCAAAGUUGAAAAGGAAAUGUGGGACAAGCUCCCAGAUCUCAUUGACCAACUUCACUGGUGGGGAUGCUGCACCAGUCGCACUGGGGUGGGGGGCAAGGCAGAGUAUGCCACAGGGUGGGGCUGCCAGGUGGCCUUUGAUGAUUCAAAGGACAUCUUGCAAGAGCUGGGCUCAUGGGGUGUCAAAACCUAUGGCAUCCAGAAGAACAUGCCAAUUUCCAAGAUGGCAAAACCCCUGAAAAAGGGAAUUUUGAAAAACAAGCCCUUGCAAAAGGACAAGCCCUUGCCAAAGGGCAAAUCCUUGCAAAAGGACAAGCCCUUGCAAAAUGAUAAGCCCUUGCCAAAGGGCAAGCCCUUGGGAAAGGGCAAGCAUCUCCCCAGCAGUGGCAGCAAGCCCUUGAAAAAGGACAAGCCCUUGAAAAAGGGCAAGCUGUGUGCUAAGAACCUCAACAGACUUGGCAACCUUUCUUUGCAAGAGAAGGUUGCUGCAGUUUGUGAGGAGCACACUGAUGAAGAAGAUGCUGCCAAGGCCUUGAAAAAGAAAUGGAGCAGCAAGAAGGAGAUGUUGAAAAUAUGGGAAGAAGAUGAGUUUGAAGCUCAUCUGUCCUCAGGCAGGAUCCGCUGGAGAGAGAGUCCCACCACCUGGGGUGUGUGGGAGCACUCAGAUACCCAAGACCUUGAGAAGAACUUCAAGGUCAGUAAGGGUAGAACCACUGCCAGGGCUGUGGAAUAUGAUCCUGCUGAGCAGGAGGAGGAAGCCUUUGACAGCCUUUGGCAGGCAGAUGGCCACACUGGGGUGCUGGGCACUUCCUCAGCCAUGAAAAAUGCAAAGAGGCUGAGAGGGUGGAAGAAGGAUAUGGAUCUGGGUGCAGACACAGAAGGAGAAACCCCAUCCACAAGUUCUGCACCCAGCAACUUGGCUACAAAGCUAUUGUCCCUUUGGGCACAUGGCAAGCUCUCUGCAGUGGAAGUGCAAAAGCUCUCCAACCUGGCCACACUUGAUGGUUGCAGCCAUCCUGAAGUUGCAACUCUUGGAGCAGCUGAGCAGCUGGGAAUUUUGGAGAGCAGCGAGGAAAUUGCCACACGGCCUUGGUAA
Molecule: messenger RNA, 1536 nt
Organism: Cladocopium goreaui
Lineage: Eukaryota; Dinophyceae; Suessiales; Symbiodiniaceae
Source: the annotation of a GenBank genome assembly